Messenger RNA from Nannizzia gypsea CBS 118893, 1596 nucleotides. RefSeq names its product oxidoreductase. The record is from RefSeq and is a predicted model, not a curated record. The transcript has 3 exons. Gene Ontology annotation, molecular function: FAD binding; oxidoreductase activity. The coding region runs from base 1 to 1596 and encodes 531 amino acids. NCBI's taxonomy places the organism in Eukaryota, Fungi, Ascomycota, Eurotiomycetes, Onygenales, Arthrodermataceae.
AUGCUACUCUUAUCAAGGAACAGUGGGUGGAGGGCGUCCAAUCCAGGUGUUCUGCAGGAUUGGGUGUGGGAGGCUGGUGAAACAGCCAACGAGACCUGUCCAGUGGGGUCCCUGCGGACGGUCUCUGCCGUGAAUUCUUGUCACCAAGGCCGUAUCCCUCUGUACUCAGUCGGGGUGGAGUCAGCCCAGCAGGUCCAGAAAGCAGUUCGAUUUGCAAGACGGCACAACCUUCGCCUUGUCAUUCGUAACACUGGACAUGAUCUAGCGGGGAGAUCGAGUGCCCCAGACUCUUUUCAAAUUCAUACUCAUCGCCUACAGGAGAUCCAUUUCCACACCAAUCUGCGUCUCAAUGGAUCUAAUGCGUCCCUAGGGCCAGCAGUGACGGUUGGUGCAGGUGUAAUGAUGGGAAAUCUCUACUCUCAAGCUGCUCGUAAUGGUUACAUGGUGCUUGGUGGGGAUUGCCCGACAGUCGGAGUAGUCGGAGGCUUCCUUCAGGGAGGAGGAGUGUCAGACUUUCUAAGUCUUAACCAAGGGUUAGGUGUUGACAACGUGCUCGAGUAUGAGGUUGUGACAGCGGAUGGAGAGAUCGUGGUUGCUAAUGCACUCCAAAACCAGGACCUUUUUUGGGCUCUCCGAGGCGGUGGAGGGGGGACAUUUGGUGUCGUCACUCGAGCCACCAUGCGUGUCUUUCCGGAUGUUCCUGUUGUGAUCUCUGAGAUCCUUCUUGAGGCCUCCAAAUCCAAUUCGUCAUCAUGGACCCAGGGAUUGUCAGUUGUUCUUACUGCUUUACAGUCGCUUAACCGCGAAAAUGUUGGUGGACAACUAGUCAUUGUAGUGCUGCCUAAGCUUGCAGUUCAGGCAAGCAUCAAGUUUUUUUUUCUCGAUGCAACCGAGACGGCCGCCAUUGAUCACCGCAUGAAAUCAUUUCUUACUGAGCUCAGCCGCGCCAACGUCAAAUACGCAUAUUCAUCUAAGGGCUUACCACACUUCAGUUCCAAUUACAGACAGGUUCCAGAUAUCCACGCUGACAACGAUUACGGCGUUCUUGGAUCUACUGUGGCGAUUUCCCAACAGCUAUUCGACUCCCCCCAGGGGCCGGAGAAAGUUGCUAAUGCACUUGCAAAUCUCCCCAUGUCCCCUGGCGACCUUCUCUUUACCAGUAAUCUUGGUGGUCGUGUUAUUCUCAAUGGGGGACUGGCUGAAACGUCGAUGCACCCUGCUUGGCGUGCAGCCUCGCAACUCCUCAAUUACGUACAUACAGUCGAGCCUUCCAUUGAAGGCAGGGCAAAAGCUCGUGAAAAGCUAACCAAUAUUCAGAUGCCUAUGCUAUACGCUAUUGAUCCUAAGUUCAAGCUUUCGUAUCGCAAUGUUGGAGACCCUAAUGAAAAAAACUUUCAACAAGUCUAUUGGGGAUCAAAUUAUGGACGCCUUUCUGAUAUCAAGAAGAAAUGGGAUACUACGGAUCUUUUUUUCAGCAAACUUGGUAUUGGUAGCGAAAAAUGGGACUCCGAAGGUAUGUGCCGGAAGCAUCAGGAGGCAUUCUACCAGAAAAUGAGGAGAUUCAUCUCUUUGACUACUUUCACGCUGAAGAAUUAG